AUGUCUUCAAUCGAACAUAACCUACCUCCAACCCACGAGCGUCGUAACUCCCUCGAGAAGCACCUCCAGACCCGCCCGGACGUCCAGGACCUCAAGAACCGCCACAUCCUUUUGGACACCAAUGUGGCACCAGCCCUUCAGUCCGCCCGCCAGGAGCUCGACCGCCAGCGGGCUUCAGACAACCUGAAGAAGCACCUGGAGAAGCGACCUGAGAAGGAUGAAUUGGUUGAACGCAACAUCCUCCCCGCAACCUCCGCCGCUCCAGCUCUGCAGGCCCACGCCCGCGAACUCGAGAAACACAUGCUGGCCGACAGCCUCGAACACAAGAUCCAAAACAGACCUCAGCCCGAACAGCUGAUAUCUCAGGGGAUUCUUUCCGAAGAUGAGAACCCACGAUCGCCGUUUUGA
This is a messenger RNA of Penicillium olsonii, 408 nucleotides long. The record is from the annotation of a GenBank genome assembly. NCBI's taxonomy places the organism in Eukaryota, Fungi, Ascomycota, Eurotiomycetes, Eurotiales, Aspergillaceae.